AUGUCCACAGACAACAGAAUAGAAAUUGCCAUCAUCGGCUCCGGCCUAAUCGGCACCCUCCUCGCCCUAGGCCUGCUCAGCAUCCCCAACCCCACCACCGACUCAAACCCAACAACCCUCCGAAUGAAAGUCUACGAACAAUCCGCCACAACCCACGAGCUCGGUGCCGGAAUCGGCUUCACGACCUGCGCGCGGAAAUGCAUGACGCUCAUGGACGCCCGCAUCGCGGAGUGCGUAGCGCGCGUAGCGACACAUAACGGCGAAGCGGAAGAUCCAGAUUACUGUAUGCGGUUUGUGGAUGGGUUCAGGACGUAUACGGGGGGUGAUUGUUGGGGGACGUCGAAGGGUGGGGAGGGAGGAGGUGUGGACGUUAGGGGGAUCGGAGGGGAUCGUUAUCCUGAUAGAUUUGAAGACAAUAAUAAUAAUAGGGGAGGCGAGGAUGAGGGUAACGGUGUGCACGUCUCCGGAAAAGUCUACAAGUUGUAUGCCGGCCCAAGGGGGUUUGAAGGAUGUCAUCGGGGGCAGUUUCUCGAUGAAGUGAUGAAACUUAUGCCUGAGGGUGUAGUCGAAUAUAAUAAGCGGGUGGAGGGGUAUGAGUAUCUCCCUUCAGGGAGGAUCCAAUUGCGAUUUAGUGAUGGGGGCAGAGUGGAAUGUGAUCUUGUCCUCGCCUGCGACGGCAUCAAAUCCCUCAUCCGCACCCAUCUCUACCCGGAGACAAAACCCCAAUACACCCAUCAAUUCGCCUUCCGGGGCUUGGUACCCAUGUCCACUGCAAUCAGCAAACUAGGCCGCUACCGCGCCCUGCGACAACACAUGCACUGUGGGCCACGAGCACAUGUGCUGCAUUUCCCUAUCGCGAAGCAGCAGCUCAUGAAUGUCGUUGCGUUUGUGCAGGACCCGAAUGACUGGACGCAGUCCGGCAUGACGGCACCAGCGAGGAAGAGUGAAGUCGUGGACGCGUUCAGGGAAUGGGGUCCGUUUGUGCGCGCUGUGAUUGAUCUGCUGCCUGAGGAGCUGGAUAAGUGGGCUGUCUUUGAUACUUAUGACAGUCCGGUGCCGAAGUAUGCGGACGGGAGCGUGGCGCUGGUGGGGGAUGCGGCGCAUGCGUCGUCGCCGCAUCAUGGAGCCGGAGCGGGGAUGGGGGUCGAGGAUGCGUUGGCGCUGGUUACGGCUAUUAGGAGGGCGAGGGAGGAUGUGGAUCGCGGGGUGGAGGUGAAUGGGGCGUUGGAGGCGGCGGUGAGGGCGUAUUCGAGGGUGAGAUACGAGCGGUCGCAGUGGUUGGUGAGGAGUAGUCGCGAGGUGGGAUGGACGUAUGAGUGGAUGGAUGAGAGUAUUGGGGCGGAUAUGGAUCGUGCGUUUGCAGAUAUCAAGGAGAGGAGUCAUCGGGUGUGGUAUUUUAAUGUGGAUGCGAUGGUGGCAGAAGUAGAAAGACAAUAUCGUUGGUGUUUGUGGAACUAG
Molecule: messenger RNA, 1458 nt
Organism: Aspergillus luchuensis
Lineage: Eukaryota; Fungi; Ascomycota; Eurotiomycetes; Eurotiales; Aspergillaceae
Exons: 2
Coding region: 1-1458 (485 amino acids)
Biological process (GO): secondary metabolite biosynthetic process
Molecular function (GO): FAD binding
Source: RefSeq, a predicted model, not a curated record